Messenger RNA from Strongyloides ratti, 2037 nucleotides. RefSeq lists its product as hypothetical. Gene Ontology annotation, molecular function: sterol transfer activity; sterol binding. NCBI's taxonomy places the organism in Eukaryota, Metazoa, Nematoda, Chromadorea, Rhabditida, Strongyloididae. The coding region runs from base 1 to 2037 and encodes 678 amino acids. The record is from RefSeq and is a predicted model, not a curated record. The transcript has 5 exons. Gene Ontology annotation, cellular component: plasma membrane; endoplasmic reticulum-plasma membrane contact site; endoplasmic reticulum membrane. Gene Ontology annotation, biological process: intracellular sterol transport.
AUGGACAUGAAUUAUAAUUUUUCAAAUUCAAUUAACAGUCAUUCACGAAGAACCUCCAACCAAAGUACUGAUUCAGGGGUGACAAACUCUAAUACAACAAUUUCUAACUCAACAAUUUAUAAAAAACAAAAAUCUAGUGGUUUUGAUUAUAUAUCAAGAGCAUUGAUGGCUGUUUCCUCAAACGCUUUAACAGAACAUCAAAAUUUUUUUAAAUGGAACUUUGAUAAAAAAAUUCCUGACAAAGAGUAUGUCCUAGCAGCUAUACCUUGUUAUGAAGCUGAGGAUACAACAAGAAAUGGAUUUUUGUAUGUUACACCAAAGUACCUUGCUUAUACCUCUAGUUAUGUACAAUGUUAUUUUUUAUUAGCUGAUAUCAAAAAAAUUUGUAAACAUCAUAUAGAAAGUUAUGGAACAGAUUAUUUAGAAGUUUUUCUAGAGAAUGGUACUACUUAUAAAUUUCAUGGAAUUACUGAUAUUUUAAAUGUUUAUUGGUUAAUUUAUGAAUUAAAAAUAUUGAAAUGGGACAAUUAUUGGAUGAAGAAGAGUGGUUUUACAAGAAAAAUAAAAUCAUCAAUGAAAUUAAAAACUUAUAAAAAUUAUUUUAAAGUUAAAAAUGGUGUUAGAAAGUUUAAAAGUUUGGAUAAAUUAACCAGAGAUGAUGAUGUAAAUAAUAAACUUUCACUAACUAAAGCUAAAGAAACUUUAAAUGCUUUAGUGGUUGAUACUGGAAAAAAAGACCAAGUUACAGAUGAAAGAACAGUCCGAAAUAAUAAAAAAGAAUCACAAAUAAUAAAAGCUUACAACUCUUUUGCACGGAAAAAAAACAAAAUUCCAUUUCUUGAUUUGAAUAGUGUGAAAACAAAUGAAUCAGAUCAAUUAUCUUUAUCUGAUGUUUCAACUUCCAUUGAUAGAGAAGAUUCAUCAUCAGCAACAAAUUCUUGUACUGUUUCAACAUCAUCACCAUCUCUGAAUGAUCGAGAGAAGUGUUUUGAUGUUACUGGAAAUGGUGAUGAAUGUAAUAAAAUUUCUUAUCCUGUAUCUUGUGGAUGUCUAGAGCAUGCUGGAAGAAAACACAUUGAUUCAACCUACAAUAUUCCUCUUAACAUAUUUUUCCAAGUACUUUUUUCAAAUGUACCAUGGUAUGAGCAACUUAAAAGUUUUAUCGCAACAUCCUCUAAGGAGAUGGCUUUUUUUGGAAAAAUGGAUAAAGCUAUUGCUGAAGAAUGGAAAUUAAUAGAUAAAGAUAAUAAAACUUAUUAUAGAAAUGUUAAAUUUACAAUGUCUUUUAAUCAAACAAUGUUUUCUGGAAAAAUAAAUGUUACAGAAGAACAAACAUUAUCACCAAUUAAUGAUAAUUAUGAUAAUGGUGCUAAACUUGUCAAAAGAGUUUUUAAUACCGGUGUUCCGAUGGCUGAUGCAUUUUAUGUUGAGGUAACAUAUUGUUUAACCAGGUAUUCUGAACUUCAGACACACCUUCAAGUUUAUGGUAAUGUUGUACUUCGUAAACAGAAAGGAUUUUUUGCUUCAAUUAAAAAUUCUCUUCCAUUUGAUGCCAUAACCCAAUCUGGUCUUUCAGAUCAUUACUCAUCACUAAAUCGUGUUCUUUAUCUUUUUUCUGCCGAUACAACAAUGUACAAUAGUCUUCUUGAUAUCUUAGGCAAAAAUGAUAGCGCUCAAGGGAUUCCAAUUAUUUUUAAAAUUCCUUUUACAAAUUCCAUUGAAUCAGAGUGCGUCUUUAAUAGUGAAUCAAAUUUAGAUGUAUCAACAUUAAAAGAAGAUAUAUGUUCACAAAUAUACAAUAAAAAUUCUAUGGAUUCUGAUUUAUUAGGCCAGAUCAAUGAAAUUAUUGAUAAAUCUGUUAUUACAAGAAAUAUUAAUUCCAUUAAUUUGUCUUCCAACAAAAUUGCAGGUACUGUUGAUUCAUUAAAUUUGAAAUUAGAUAAUAUGGCAAAACAACUCAGGUUGGUUAUUGUUAUACUUGGAUUAUCAAUGACAUGUCAAAUAUUUUAUAUUCUUCAUUUUUACAUAUUUGCAUAA